This is a messenger RNA of Leptidea sinapis, 792 nucleotides long. RefSeq names its product succinate dehydrogenase cytochrome b560 subunit, mitochondrial-like. Gene Ontology annotation, molecular function: succinate dehydrogenase activity; electron transfer activity. The record is from RefSeq and is a predicted model, not a curated record. The coding region runs from base 26 to 727 and encodes 233 amino acids. Lineage: Eukaryota; Metazoa; Arthropoda; Insecta; Lepidoptera; Pieridae. Gene Ontology annotation, biological process: tricarboxylic acid cycle; mitochondrial electron transport, succinate to ubiquinone. Gene Ontology annotation, cellular component: membrane. The transcript has 3 exons.
UUGAACGACAAAUUAUGUCAAAAGAAUGUAUUUAAUAUUACAUAACUUAAGACUGGAUCAUAAAUUAAUUUAUGAAUGUGUUUUCGAAUUAUUCAUUGUAAUGUAUUCAUUGCCGCUAAGAUCUAAUUUAGUUCAGCCAAAAUACAUAUCCUUGGGAAUAUUGAAGUGGACUUGCCCCAAUUUCUUGCGACAUAUCUCAGUGAAGCACGUCUUGACAAACAAUGAGUGUGGAUGUCCCGGUGCUACGGCAGCGGGUGGACAGCAAACUUCGGGUGAUGGCAAAAGCAAACACCAAGUUGUAUUUAGCCCAUACCAAGAGCCAGUAGUAAAGCCACAUGAUAUUAAGAACAUGGAACUGAAGCGACCGAUGUCACCGCAUUUGACUAUUUAUGCGCCAACUAUGCCGGCCAUGACUUCCAUUCUUGAAAGGAUUACUGGUCUCAUUCUCGUCUUCUACGCGGUUAUGUUAGGAGGCGGUUCACUUUUUCUCUCGAACGGCGUCGAAACCUAUGUAUCUAUGAUUCAAAGUCUUGAUUUGUCCCGACCAUCAAUAUUUAUCAUAAAAAUCUUACUUGGAUUCCCUUUUACAUUCCACUACUUUAAUGGAAUUAGAUUUGUGAUGUGGAAUGCUGGUAAGUGGCUGUCAAUGAAGGAGGUUUACGACUCGGCAAAAAAACUCAGUUAUUUUGCAACUGCUGCACUUACAGUCAUGUUUGCCUUACUGUAAAUAAAUCCGCUAUUGUUUUAAGCGGUCAUUGUGAAUUCAGACAUAAAUUAUAAGUACUAAAAUAA